This is a messenger RNA of Phycomyces blakesleeanus NRRL 1555(-), 1893 nucleotides long. RefSeq lists its product as hypothetical. NCBI's taxonomy places the organism in Eukaryota, Fungi, Mucoromycota, Mucoromycetes, Mucorales, Phycomycetaceae. The record is from RefSeq and is a predicted model, not a curated record. The transcript has a single exon. Bases 1 to 1893 code for a protein of 630 amino acids.
AUGCUUAUUCUACAAAAAAAAUCCUGCACUACAAAUUUGGGUUUUCUGUCCACCGAAUUUUACAUCCCAUCACGUAUGGGAAUCGGGCAUUUUUUUGCAGUGAGACUUCCAGGCUCUGGUUUGAUGAAAGUGGUUGUCUGCCCACUUAAUCUCUAUUCCGACGAUACCUCCGGUAAUUCAACAAAGCAGUACAACAAGUAUGACAGUUACUUAAUGUACUUUGCUGCGUUGCUACUUGAGACGAGAAACAAACGAGAAAAUGCUCUUUUCAUUUGUACCUCGAAUCAUACACUGAAUGCCGUUGAGAUGUUGCCCCCUAUUGUCAAUGACCUCAUUAGGCUGGAGAAAGGUAUUGAGAUGUAUUCUGAUGAUCAUGGUGAAGUAGUUCUUGUCGUUGCGCCCCUGUUGCUCUUUAUGAGUGACAACCCUCAUCAAUCUCAGCUUGCCAUGCAUAAGGGAACAUCUGCCAAGAAGUUUUGCCGAAAAUGCCUCAUACCUUCGCCUCGUAUUGAACAGGGUUCCAUCCCUGACGCUCCGCCAUAUUCUCCAGUUGACCACUGUGGGUCAGAAGAAAGAACGAGGGAUUUCUUGUGCGCCUUUGCCAAUGCCGAUUCCCAGUCAGAGCUAUAUCUCAAUGGGUGCGAAUUGAGUUAUAUCAAGAAUGGAAGUGAGGAAUUUCUUAGAUUCGAAGCCUUUGACCCUACCAAAGACAUGCCUGUCAAAAUUCUCCACAUUAUUCCUCUUGGCCUGACGAAAUACUUGAUGACUUUUCUCUGGAAACAGAAGAUGCUGACUACAAGUGAAAAGGGGAGACUCCAGGAAGCUCUAAACUCUUACAAGUCUUGUAAGAGUUACAGCCGAACAUUCAGGAACAAGCUUCACCACACUGGUUUGUUCAUUGGACGCGAUUUCAAGGAAUUGAUUCAAGUCCUGCCUGGAAUUAUGAGCAAGCUCUUUAGUGACAAACAAUUGGGAAGUUUGUUCAUUAAAGCCUUGCAUGCAUUAGGCCGCCUGUCGUCUUUGGUGUACAUGCGUGGAGUCAACCGGUGCUUCGACUACUAUAUUGCCCAGAUAAAACACGCUGUCACUGAUGUAACGGAUCUGCUUUUUCAACUGGAUGUCCAGAUUCUCCAAAAAGGAUUUUCUAAGCAAGACUUCACGUUCAAGCCAAAGGUCCACCUUCUGCAUCAUAUCACUGACGACAUUGUUCAUUUCGGUUCCGUGCUGCAAUACGAAACUGAAAACAGUGAACAGUUCAAUAAGUUCAUCCGCGAACAUUUAUUCAAGACCAACCGCCAUUCCACCUCUCGAGACGUCACUACAAGAUUCGGCAAGCAAUUCAUCUGUCGGCAUCUUUGUAAUGGAGGAUCGUAUGUCGUAGAGAAACCAGCUGGUAAUGGAACAAGAUCUGUGAGAAGUUCAAUUGGUGAUUUUGUCAAGCUAGCCCCUGUCAAUUUCCCAGGCUUUUAUCUCCAUUUCUUUGGUUCUCGUGUCAACAGUGACAGUUCCGGGUUGUCGACUCCCACUUUGUGCGAUACACUUGCAGGUGUUUUUCAAUCAAAUGGUCAAUUAUUCCUUGGUCAGGUAAAGAUCGUUCAAGCAAGAGACUCUGCAGACAGAAUGAGGAAGGCGUUCUUUAUGCAAAAGUACCAAAUUGUUCUGAACAGCAAUGUAAAUUGCAUCUAUACCCCAGCCGUGGUAACAGAAAAUUACAACAACAUUGUGGUUCUGCCCCUUGGAGGCCUGGUUGAAGUCAACAAAGAUGACAUCAACAUCGUUCAGGCUGUUGAUAUUCACUUGUCCGUCGGGUCUUCCAAUAACCAAAAGUUCCUCAACGUUGCAAAAUUCGGCAUGUUCUGGUGGAUGUUGAUGAACAUUGCAAAAAUCUAUUAA